AUGUCGACAAAAGACAUGGGAGCCGCGGGAACCAGCUCCCAGCAAGCCGUGACAGAAGCGUCCUCAUCACGCGUGGUACCUAAGCCUGUGCCCCAGACCCAAGUCCAGGAUGCUAGGGCUUAUCAACUCCAGCAGCUGAGGAAGCGCUAUUCCCCGAGAGAAUCCACACUGAACGGCGGCGUCACCUCGCUGCGGUUCAGUUUGAAACCCUCUGAUCCUGAUUUCCCUUAUGAGCUCGACUACCUUGAGGUAGAGCUCAAGAUCCCGUCAUCAUAUCCCAAACAGCCGCCAACCAUAAGCGUCAAAAACCAAGACAUACCUCGCGGGUUCGGCGUAAACAUUGAGCGCGGUUGGGACAAACUCGUUGAGGAGCGGAAGGGCGCCACCACGCUGCUUUCGCUCACGAAUGCGCUAGAUAGGAACCUUGAGACCUUCCUGUCCGAGCAAAAGGCUGAGACGGUCAAGAUGACCAUCUUCAAGGAUACCAGGCACCUAGAUGCGAUGGCUGCCGAAGCCACCAGCCAGCCCGAGGCUGUAGUGCAAGCGCCUCCGCAGAGGCGACCCUUGUACCGGCCAGAGACCUUUACCAAGGAGCAAAUCGCAGAGGCAAAGGCUAGAAGGGCGCAGGAGGCGAGGCAGCUCGAGGCGCGGAUGGGCCGACUCCCGCUGUAUCAAAAGUCGAGCGAUGGCAUCGUAUAUACCCUUCCGCUCGAUCCAAAAAGGCGGUCCGAACUCCCCGUGGGCCUAAGGCCUGUCAAGUCGGUGCAGCUCAUCAUACCACUCCUUUAUCCGCUGCAGCAGAUCCGCGUCCUGCUCAACGACGUCGAAUCGGACGAGGCCGAACCCGUGGAGGAGCUGUUUGCCGAAAAGGCGGCGGCACAGCGGGCCAUGAGCCUGAUGAGCCACGUCAACUACCUGACGCAGAACAUUCAUGUGCUGGCGAAGCAGGCCCAGGCAAACAGAGAGGCUGCUUUGGCUGAGGAGCGGAUGCAGGCCAAGGUCAAGUCAAAGGCUGAAGAUGUGGACGGCCAUGUCAAGGCCGCUGCUCACGUUUCCUCGCUGGAUGAUGUCAAAGGUCAUGUCAAGGUCAUCCCGCGACCGCCGGAGUGGUCGUAUGGAAAUGCUGGCGAGUCGGAAUCCGAUUCGGAGGACUCGUACGAUUCGGACGAGGAUGGACAAGGCGGUGCAAGUCUUGGUCCUCAAGAUGCUCAAGAAGAGCCUACAUCAAGUUUCACGCGUACAACCGAGAAGGGCACGGCAAUCACGUUCCCAUCCAUCGAGCUAUUUGGCGUCGAGAUACUCGAGAUCAACACUUUGAGUAUCAGCGUCAAGUGCUUGCGCUGCAAGACAAACAAUGACCUGGGCGGCCUCAAGCCCAACCUAGACAAGGUCAGCAGCUGCAAAAAAUGCGCGACCGAAUUUGUCGCUACCUUUCGUCCGGAGCUGGUCCACCAAAACUCUACCAGGGCCGGCUUCGUCAACCUUUCGGGCUGCACAAUCACCGACCUCCUCCCCAGCACUUUCGUGCCGACGUGCAGCAAAUGCUCGACGGCCGCGGCCCACGGGUUCGUGUCGGUCCGCGGAGACGCCACGACCAACGUCUGCCGCGAGUGCCACGGCCGCUUCACCUUCAAGAUCCCCGAGGUCAAGCUGCAGAGCUACAGCUCGGGGGCGGCCUCGCUCCCGCCGACCAGCGGGCCGCGGCGCAGGCAGGAAAAGCUGGGCCUGCACGCCGGUGAACCCCUGCCGGCCCGGGGUGCGUGCGAGCACUACAAGAAGAGCUACCGCUGGUUCCGGUUCAGCUGCUGCGACAGGGUGUCGGCCUGCGACAAGUGCCACGACGCGGAGGCCGACGGGCACGUGCACGAGUGGGCAAACCGCAUGAUCUGCGGGUGGUGCUCGCGCGAGCAGAACUACCGGGUCGACAGCUGCGGCUUUUGCGGGCGGAGCGUCGUCGGGAGGAGAGGUACGGGGUACUGGGAGGGUGGCAAGGGGACGAGGGACCAGGUGCUUAUGCGUAGGAACGAUAAGCGGAAACAUCGGCGUAUUGGUGGCGGUGAGAGUAAAAAGAAGGAGUAA
Molecule: messenger RNA, 2079 nt
Organism: Pyricularia pennisetigena
Lineage: Eukaryota; Fungi; Ascomycota; Sordariomycetes; Magnaporthales; Pyriculariaceae
Exons: 1
Coding region: 1-2079 (692 amino acids)
Molecular function (GO): zinc ion binding; protein binding
Source: RefSeq, a predicted model, not a curated record